Messenger RNA from Carassius carassius (crucian carp), 1683 nucleotides. RefSeq names its product ras-related protein Rab-38-like. The transcript is spliced from 3 exons. The record is from RefSeq and is a predicted model, not a curated record. Gene Ontology annotation, biological process: endosome to lysosome transport; phagosome-lysosome fusion. NCBI's taxonomy places the organism in Eukaryota, Metazoa, Chordata, Actinopteri, Cypriniformes, Cyprinidae. Gene Ontology annotation, molecular function: GTPase activity; GTP binding. Gene Ontology annotation, cellular component: lysosome; Golgi apparatus; late endosome. The coding region runs from base 43 to 687 and encodes 214 amino acids.
AUGACAGAUGACUAGUGAGUGUGAUAAACACUGGGCACACAAAUGUCCUCAGCGAUGCAUAGCAAUCGGAAAGAGCAUUUGUACAAAAUCCUUGUCAUCGGUGAUUUGGGAGUAGGGAAGACCAGCAUCAUCAAGCGGUAUGUGCAUCAGACGUACUCCACUAACUACAGAGCGACAAUCGGAGUGGAUUUUGCGCUCAAAGUUCUCAACUGGGACUCAGAGACGGUCCGGCUGCAGCUGUGGGACAUCGCAGGUCAGGAACGGUUCGGGAACAUGACGCGGGUUUAUUACCGGGAGGCCAUGGGGGCGUUCAUUGUUUUUGAUGUCUCUAGACCCACCACGCUUGAGGCUGUCUCCAAAUGGAAGGAGGAUCUGGACUCAAAAUUAAUACUUUCAAAUGGCCAGAGUAUCGCCACUGUGCUCCUGGCCAAUAAGUGCGACCAAAAUAGAGACUUUCUGACUGACAACAGCUUGAAGAUGGACCAGUACUGCAAGGAGAAUGGAUUUGUGGGCUGGUUUGAGACAUCUGCUAAGGAAAACGUCAACAUUAAUGAAGCUGCCAACUUCCUCGUGAAACACAUAAUUGCCAGUGAGAAUGAUAUCUUGAAAUCAGUGGUUCCAGAUACCAUCUCUCCUCAGCUCCACUCUGAUAAAGAAAUGACUUGUUCUACAUGUUUCAAACCCUGAGAGAAGGUGGCAGCAAUCUAUGGCAGCAGUAUUGGUAGUCCUGGGAGCCUCAUCCCUCCGAUUCCAGCACUAUGGUCAACCACAGAAGAGCCGCAACAACCUCAGAGAUCUGUCUGUUAAUAACAGACACUUUGAGCUUGAACACAGAGUAAAUGUAUUUAUGUCCGAAGCUGCACUUUUCGUUUUUUGGUCUUUUUGUGUUUUUUAUGUCUAACAAAACCUGGGGAUUUUUGGACUGGCAUGCUUGACUGAACAAGGUAAAAGAUUAGAACUUCUUUCUGUCAGACACAGAUAGCUGUCUAUGUUUUCAGAAACAGAAAUGUUUUAUCAGUAUGUAAAUCAAAAUAUAGUUAUCAUUUCUGGUUCUGGUGGACUGAGUUUUAAUAACCCCAGUGUUAUAUGAAAAAUAACAUUAUACUUUUUUGACUUUAAUGUCACUUUCAGAAGUGUUUUGCAUUUGCAUUUCAGAUAUAUUCCUGAUCUGAUGUCACUAAAAAUUUUAAAGAUAUAUUGCAUUUGGGUUUUGCAUUUUCACAUUUGAAACAGGAGGUUAUGGUUAAGUUUCUUCACAUUCACAAACCAGAGUUUGCUACUUGCUAAUUGGUGGCAGGUAGUAUUAUGGGAGGGGCAUGUUCACUCUAGAGCAUUUGAUUGGACAAAAUUAGUGUAGUUCAUGACGAGUCAUCAGUAUUUUUCUUUGGUUUACUCUUAAGCAGUUCAUUUUAAAAACUGUUUAUUUAAUUUUUAAUUUUAAUUUAAUGCAACGUUACUUUUGUGAAAGUUGCCAGGAACAUUCACCUAUUUCUGAAUGAAGGUUAUUGAUCUUAUGAACAAUUCAUCCGCGCAUAAGUUUCAAUUAAAUAUUCAGUCCGCCUCCAUCCAAUCAACAUCUAAUGGACAGGGCAUUUAACCUCUACCAGUUUACUGUUUAUUCUGUAGUAUACAUGUUUUACCACAUUGACGGUGUCAUGCUAAAAUAAAUUCUUCUUUACAGGC